This is a messenger RNA of Silurus meridionalis, 3849 nucleotides long. It is a transcript of the gene cpdb, whose product is annotated as carboxypeptidase D, b. The record is from RefSeq and is a predicted model, not a curated record. Gene Ontology annotation, biological process: proteolysis. The transcript is spliced from 21 exons. Lineage: Eukaryota; Metazoa; Chordata; Actinopteri; Siluriformes; Siluridae. Gene Ontology annotation, molecular function: metallocarboxypeptidase activity; zinc ion binding. Bases 50 to 3823 code for a protein of 1257 amino acids.
CGCGGUCGCCUUCAUUACCAGGUCAAGGUCACGCCAAUCGCUCAGCAACAUGGCGCACAUCCGGUCGAUUUUAGCGCAACUUUUCGCGCUGUGGCGCAUCGCUCUUUGCGCCAGCACGCACGACGAGGAGCCGCACAGCCAGUACCAGAACUACGAAGCGCUCAGUCUUCGCCUUCAGCGUCUCGCAGAAAAACACCCGCACAUCUGCAGCCUCGUGAGCGCAGGCAGGUCUGCUGAAGCACGAGAGCUUUGGGUGAUGAGGAUCGCGGCUUCCACGCGUAACAUCUCCGACCUUCCACGAUUCAGAUACGUGGGUAACAUCCACGGGGACGACAUGCUCUCCAGACAGCUCCUGAUCUACCUCAUUGAUUAUCUCCUGACUCACUAUGGAGCUGACCCCAGAGUCACUGAUCUUAUAGACAACACUGAUAUUUACAUCAUCCCCAGUGUGAACCCUGAUGGCUUGGAGAAGGCUGUAGAAGGAGAUUGUUAUGGCCAUGAUCACUUUGAUCCAAGUGCAGUGGAAAGUGCACCUGAGAUGUCAGCAGUUACGAAUUGGUGUUUACAGAAAAAGUUUGUUCUUUCUGGAAUUCUGCUUGGAGGUUCGUUAGAGGCCAACUACCAUUUUGAUUCCUCCAUUUCCCAUUCAGAUGAUGAUGAUGAUGAUGAUGAUCUCUUCUGCUAUCUGGCUCAGACCUUCACUGAAAACCAAUUACGGAAGUCCCAGUGUCCUGCUGAUCUGAACAAGAAGUUCCGAAAUGGGACGACUACCACGUGGACCGAAGGAUGCAUACAUGAAAUCAGUCGCUUCAGUGGAGACUGCAUUGAGGUCACCUUGCAGCUGAGUUGCUGCAAAUAUCCACUGGCUUCAGAUCUCUAUUCUGAAUGGAACAAUAACAGGGAAGCUCUGCUAGCAUACAUGGAAAAGGUUCAUAUUGGACUCCGUGGCUAUGUCAAGACCAGCUCUGGAAUGGGCAUCCUAGGCUCAAACAUCUCAGUCACCGGAAUGGAUCACGUCACUACAACAGGGAUGUUUGGCGAUUAUUACCGCUUGCUGCUGCCGGGAACGUAUACCAUCACAGCCAGCUCUUAUGGGUACCUUCCAAGCACCGUGAACAACGUCACAGUAACCGAAGGCAGAGCUACUCCACUCAACUUUACUCUGAUGGAUUUGAGUGAAGCGGUGCUAAUGCCCAAGCUUUUCACCACAGCAGCAUAUCAAUCAACUGAACAAGUUCUUGACACCCAACAAGCUUCUACAUCUGACAGUUUAGUCCAGAAACAGGACUUUAGUCAUUUUAGUUACUCAGAUAUGGAGGUAUUCUUAAAGCAGAUGAGCUCUGUUUAUCCGUCUCUUGCCCAGUUGUACUCUAUUGGCCAAUCGGUGCUGGGAAGGGAACUUUACGUCAUGAAGAUAUCUUUUAACCUGGAAUCCGAUGAAGGUAAACCCGAAAUUGUGUUCUUGCAUAGCAGUGGUUCUGUAGGCCAAGGGAUUCUCUUGAAUCUGGUGGAGUGUCUGUGCAGCAAUUAUGGCAGCGAACCUUCAAUCACUCAACUGUUAAACAGUACCAGAGUGCACAUCCUGCCUAACAGGAACCCAGACGGUGAGGAAAUUCCAGAAAAAGCUUUUCACGUUAAUUCAGAAUUCGGUAGCGGCGUGAAAUCCGGCGACGGUCAAAACGCCGACUCGAGCGGGAACUUCCCUGACCAGAUCCACUCAGCUGAUUAUGUGCAGCCAGAAACCAAGGCAGUUAUGAAGUGGAUUGCGGCGCACUCGUUUGUUCUGUCUGCCAGCAUACUUGGUGGGGGGAUUGGAGUGAUGUAUCCGGGGUCGGCUGAUUCCAUUGAUGAGGCUGUGUUUAAAUCCAUCUCACAGGCCUAUUCGGAAUUUUCAUCUCUCCAGCUGCCACAGACCUGUGAGGACCCUGGGCAUUUGGACAGAAAUAAAAUUAAUCCUGGUGCCCCUACAGAGAUUGGUUUGGAGGACUGGAUGUACCGUAACACAGACACACUGGGAGUCGGUGUGGGAGUUAGCUGUGAUCUACGUCCACCAGUUGAGAACAUUACAGCUUACUGGAGACAGAAUCGAAGAUCUCUGCUGCACCUAAUCCAGCAGGUUCAUUUUUCAGUCAGGGGUAGUGUGACUGAUAGCCAUUCCGGUCAGGCUAUUACUAAUGCUACCAUCGAGGUUCACGGCUCAAGGCAUCGUGUUCAUACCAGCAGGACAGGAGAGUACUGGAGACCUCUGUCUCCUGGGACGUACCAGCUCCAUGCCUCUGCUCCAGGAUAUUUCCCGCUCUCAGCGCCGGUCACGGUGACUGAAUUUCAGGGGGAGCAGGUGGAUUUUGUGCUGACUCGAGAUCUGCAACCCAAACCUCAAAAUCUGUCAGAGGAUGAAGAGUUUUUGAGGUUGGUGGAGAACCUGUCUUCUUCUAAUGGCCUUAAACAACUUGUCCAGAACUAUCCUACAGCCCGAACACUGCAGUACAGGAAGCACACGGAACGUUCGGAAUUCCUGCGUGGGCUUCACCUCAACUUUCCUCAGAUUACUCGUUUAUACAGUCUGGGAAACAGCUGGAAAUUCCGGCCCAUUUGGGCUCUGGAGAUCUCUGCUAGUCCUGAGUCAACACAGUACGUGACCCCUAAAAUCCGGUACGUCGCAGGUGUGCAUGGAAACGCUGCAGCAGGCCCGGAGCUGCUGAUCGAGUUUGCAUCUGUUCUGUGUAUGAACUAUGGUGGGAACCCAGCAAUCACAAAUCUGAUUGACAGGAGCCGGAUUGUGAUCGUACCGUGUGUGAAUCCGGAUGGCAGAGAGCUGGCUCGGGAAGGCUCUUGUUUCUCAAUGGAAGGACUCUGCAAUGCUCAUGGUGUAGAUCUGGACACAGAUUUCAUGUCUGGCAACACGUCUGCACAGCCUGAAACACGUGCGAUGGCGGAUCUGAUCGAGGGAGGACGCUUUUCUCUCUCUGUCGCACUCGACGGAGGCUCUCUGUUGACUACGUACCCCUAUGACCGAACCGGUGAAGCAGCACACAGUGAAGAAACGUUGAGAUAUUUGGCCUCGGUCUAUGCAAGCACUCACCCCAUCAUGCACUUGGGGUACCCUGGAUGCAGAAACGGACUGGAUUCGGUCCAAGGAGGAGUUCUGAGAGGUGCAGCGUUCAGAAGUCACCUGGGCAGUAUGAAGGAUUUUAGUGUGGAUGUGGGAUUGUGUCCUGAGAUCACGGUGUACACCGGUUGCUGUCUGUACCCUCCUGCUCAGCAGCUGCUUCCUCUCUGGGCCGAGCACAGGACGGCUCUUUUCGCCAUGCUGCUGGAGAUUCAUAAGGGCCUGAGCGGUUUGGUGAAGGACGAGGACGGCUGGCCGGUGGCUGACGCGGCGAUCAAGCUAAACGGGUCUGUGUUUACACGUACGGACGCGCAAGGCUUCUUCCACACUCUCCUGGCUCCUGGAACUCAACAGCUGCAGGUUCAAGCUCCAGGUUUUCACGAAGAGCUCAUGCAGGUAAAUGUUUCAUCACAUCAAAGGACAGUUCCUAUUACAAUCAAGAUGAAGUUCUGGAAAAAAAGUGGGCACCAAGGACAGGGAUUAGCGCUGGCUGCUGCGAUCACCAUCAUUGCUAUCCUCCUUUGCUUGCUCCUGAUGUGGCACAUCCGCUCAGUCAAGUUCAGCCGAAUUAGAGACUUUGUUAGACGGCUCCGUCAUCUGCAAGAGGAUGCCCAAACCGGGGCUUCAGCAUCAGAGAAGUUGCCUCUACAGAGCAUGUUUUUGGAGGACACUAGUGAGAGUGAGGAUGAUGCUUUUUACCUCGAGCGACACUGAUGGAAUAAAUGUUUUUGAUGUCACGA